Messenger RNA from Ceratotherium simum simum (southern white rhinoceros), 1059 nucleotides. It is a transcript of the gene CD82, whose product is annotated as CD82 molecule. Lineage: Eukaryota; Metazoa; Chordata; Mammalia; Perissodactyla; Rhinocerotidae. Gene Ontology annotation, cellular component: plasma membrane. The record is from RefSeq and is a predicted model, not a curated record.
CCAGGCCCGGCAGGAUGGGGUCAGCCUGUGUCAAAGUCACCAAGUACUUUCUCUUCCUCUUCAACCUGCUCUUCUUUAUCCUGGGCGCGGUCAUCCUGGGCUUCGGGGUGUGGAUCCUGGCCGACAGGAGCAGCUUCAUCUCUGUCCUGCAGACCUCGUCGGGCGGGCUCAAGGUGGUGGCCUACGUCUUCGUCAGCGUGGGGGCCGUCACCAUGCUCAUGGGCUUCCUGGGCUGCCUCGGCACGGUCAGGGAGGUCCGCUGUCUGCUGGGCCUGUACAUCACCUUCCUCCUCCUGAUCUUCGUCGCCCAGGUCACGGCUGGAGUCCUCCUCUACUUCAACAUGGGCAAGGUGAAGCAGCAGAUGAGCGACAUCGUGAUCCAGCUCAUCCGGGACUACAGGGACAACAAGGAUGACAGCCUGCAGGAGGCCUGGGACUACGUGCAGGCUCAGGUACAGUGCUGCGGCUGGCAGAGCUCCUACAACUGGACGGACAACGCCGAGCUCAUGAAUCGCACCAACGUCACCUUCCCCUGUUCCUGCAAAAAGAGCCAGGGCGAUGACAACCUCCUGGAGAGGAAGGGCUUCUGCGAGGUCCCGAGCAACACAAGCCAGAGCGGCAACAACCCCGAGCUCUGGCCCGUGUACACGGAGGGCUGCAUGAAGAAGGUGCAGGAGUGGCUGCAGGAGAACUUGGGUGUCAUCCUGGGCGUGUGCGUGGGCAUCGCUGUCAUUGAGCUCCUGGGGGUGCUCCUGUCUGUCUGCUUGUGCCGGCACAUCCAUUCCGAAGACUACAGCAAGGUGCCCAAGUACUGAGGCAGCCGCUGUCCCCAGCUCCCUGCCCGUCCCCCAGCCUCGGGCUCCGGGGCUCCCUGGCUCCCUCCUCCAGGCCCGCCUCCCCCCUCACUGCCGAGGCCCCUUGCCCGUCCUGUGCUGGCUGGAAGUGGGGGGCUUUCUGGGGCCUGGACCCCUCUCCCUGUCUGUCUGCCUCCGGCUUUGAGCCCGGCUGUUCCGUGGCUCCUCUGCUCCCUGCCUGCAGGGUUCUCUUGGCAGCUCCGAG